Drosophila bipectinata is the source of this 2085-nucleotide messenger RNA. RefSeq names its product rudimentary-like (gene r-l). NCBI's taxonomy places the organism in Eukaryota, Metazoa, Arthropoda, Insecta, Diptera, Drosophilidae. Gene Ontology annotation, biological process: 'de novo' UMP biosynthetic process; 'de novo' pyrimidine nucleobase biosynthetic process. Gene Ontology annotation, molecular function: orotidine-5'-phosphate decarboxylase activity; orotate phosphoribosyltransferase activity. The record is from RefSeq and is a predicted model, not a curated record.
ACCACAUCCACUAACCAUCAACUCCCAGUUGGACGUGUGUUUCUGAUUGGAGUCGCUAUAGCACGUGUCCGGAGUAAACUUAUCUACUAUUUUAAAAAUAUAUAACUAUGGUGGCACAGACUGCGGAUAAAAUGCGGGCUCUGGCCCUCAAGCUGUUCGAGAUCAAUGCCUUCAAGUUCGGUGACUUUAAGAUGAAGGUCGGCAUCAAUUCCCCGGUUUAUUUUGAUCUCCGCGUAAUUGUCAGCUAUCCGGAUGUGAUGCAAACUGUAUCCGAUCUUCUGGUGGAGCACAUCAAAGAUAAACAACUGACCGCCCGGCACGUGUGCGGAGUUCCGUACACGGCUCUUCCUUUGGCCACCAUUGUGUCAGUGCAGCAGGGCACACCCAUGCUGGUUCGACGUAAGGAAGCCAAGGCCUAUGGCACCAAGAAGCUCGUCGAGGGCAUCUUCAACGCCGGCGACACCUGUUUGAUUGUCGAGGAUGUGGUGACCUCCGGCUCUAGCAUCCUGGACACAGUUCGGGAUCUCCAGAGCGAGGGCAUCGUGGUCACCGAUGCUGUGGUGGUGGUGGACCGAGAGCAGGGCGGCGUGGCCAACAUUGCCAAGCAUGGUGUUAAGAUGCACUCGCUCUUUACGCUCUCCUUCCUGCUGAACACUCUCCACGAGGCCGGACGCAUCGAGAAGUCCACCGUGGAGGCAGUGGCCAAGUACAUAGCUGCUGUCCAGAUCAACAGCGAUGGCUCGUUCGUUGGAGGCGAUAAAACCGAUGUCAUUAAAGCCAAUGACUUGCAGCGCACCAAACUGACCUACGAAAGUCGCGCCAACUUGGCCAAGAGCCCCAUCGCGAAGCGACUCUUCAACCUGAUUGUCAGCAAGCAGACGAACCUGUGCUUGGCCGCUGAUCUCACCCAGGCGGAUGAGAUCCUGGACAUAGCCGACAAGUGCGGUCCCUACAUCUGCUUGCUGAAGACCCAUGUGGACAUUGUGGAGGACUUUAGCGAAGGAUUCAUCAACAGCCUCAAGUCCUUGGCACAAAAACACAACUUCCUGCUGAUGGAGGACCGCAAGUUUGCGGAUAUUGGCAACACGGUAUCCCUACAGUACGGAAAGGGCAUCUACAAGAUAUCCAGCUGGGCGGACUUGGUCACGGCGCACACAUUGCCGGGUCGGAGUAUCCUGCAGGGCUUGAAGGCAGCUCUAGGCGAAGGGGAAGCCCAGGAGCGUGGUGUGUUCCUGCUCUCGGAAAUGUCGGCCAGUGGAAACCUGAUCGACGCCAAGUACAAGGAAAACAGCAAUAAGAUUGCCACCGAGGGAGCCGAUGUGGACUUUGUUGCCGGCGUCGUAUGCCAGUCGUCAGAUGCCUUCGCCUUUCCUGGCCUGCUCCAGUUGACGCCUGGCGUUAAGAUCGAUGAGAGUGUGGACCAGCUGGGCCAGCAGUACCAGACACCGGAACAUGUGGUCAAGGAGCGAGGAGCCGACAUCGGAGUUGUGGGCAGGGGCAUUCUCAAGGCAGCCAAUCCUGAGAAAGCGGCCCAGACCUACAGGGACCGUCUGUGGGCAGCCUACCAGGAUCGCGUGGCAAAGUAGAGCCUUUCCUCUUCCAGUUCCCAACAUUUCGUUCAAAUUCCACAACUUGGUUUCGGUUAUCCCUUAGUUAAAAAAAAACAUUUUCUUUCCAUGAUUUUAGUAUGCAUUUAAGAUGAAUAAUCCCUGGAAAGUAACAGGUGACAAACAAAGUUUGCCGUAAGAUAGGAUUUACAACAAAUAUAAUGGUGGCUAAAUUAGCAAAAACAAAGUGUGAAAUGCCUCAGGGUUGAGGCGAUCUUCCGAAGGAAUGAGAGUCCGCCUCCUAAUAAGAUGCCAGGCACUGCAAUACGUAGCUGUAGUCGCCGGAGAGAUCGUCCUAAAAUGAGAAUCGGGAGAGCAGAGGAGCAAGUUGAAUCUGACCAUUUUUAUUUUCCGGUGUAUGUAAGAUAACUUUAUUAGUUAAUACAAGCACAAACAAUUCAUACGAUUACUAUGCUGAAUAAUUUACAAAAAAAUACAUGUAUACAAAAUAAAAUACGUAAAAAAGAGUUUAAUAAAA